Messenger RNA from Hibiscus syriacus, 1482 nucleotides. RefSeq names its product AP2-like ethylene-responsive transcription factor AIL6. The record is from RefSeq and is a predicted model, not a curated record. Gene Ontology annotation, biological process: regulation of DNA-templated transcription. The coding region runs from base 7 to 1455 and encodes 482 amino acids. The transcript has 9 exons. Gene Ontology annotation, molecular function: DNA binding; DNA-binding transcription factor activity. NCBI's taxonomy places the organism in Eukaryota, Viridiplantae, Streptophyta, Magnoliopsida, Malvales, Malvaceae.
UAUAAAAUGGCAUCAGCGAGUAACUGGCUUUCGUUUUCACUGUCUCCAAUGGAGAUGUUGAGGUCAUCAUCUGAGCCUCAGUUUCUGUCAUCUGAAGAAUCUUCUGCUGCUUCUCCCCAUUAUCUGAUCGAUAACUUCUAUGCUAAUGGCUGGACAAAUCCAAAAAAUCAAAUGUUUUUUGAAGAAGAGAACCAAAACGACGGAGCUCAAACGGCGGCAUCAAUGGCGGAUGAAUUUCCUAUUUUCACAAACUUCCUUUACCGAGCACCGAAGCUUGAAGACUUCCUUGACGAUUCUUCAUCGAUCAUUAGAUUUUCUGAUAGUCAAACUGAAACCCAGAGCUCGUCUUUAACCCAAAUAUACGAGCAUCAAGAUCUUAAAAAAAUUACUGGGUUUCAAGCGUUCUCGACGAACUCGGGGUCGGAAGUUGAUGGCUCGUCACCAAUGGGCGGGAUUCACUUGACUCGCGUUGAGUUACCUGGUCACUCGACUGAGUCAUGCGGUGACAACAGUAAAAAUAAUGAUAAGGCCAUUGUUAAGUUUGACUCAGAUAGCUCAAAGAAGGUUUCCGAUACAUUUGGUCAACGAACUUCGAUUUACAGAGGUGUCACCAGACACAGAUGGACGGGUAGAUAUGAAGCUCACCUAUGGGAUAAUAGCUGCCGGAGAGAAGGUCAAGCCAGAAAAGGCCGUCAAGUAUACUUGGGUGGUUAUGAUAAGGAAGAAAAGGCCGCUCGAGCCUACGAUUUAGCCGCCCUGAAAUACUGGGGUUCGACGGCUACGAUCAACUUCCCGAUUUCGAAUUAUUCGAAAGAGUUGGAAGAGAUGAAGCAUGUGACCAAGCAAGAGUUUAUCGCAUCCAUAAGGAGGAAGAGUAGCGGAUUUUCGAGGGGUGCAUCGAUUUACCGAGGUGUCACAAGGCAUCAUCAACAAGGCCGAUGGCAAGCCAGGAUAGGCCGGGUUGCCGGAAACAAGGACUUAUACCUUGGGACUUUUGCUACUGAGGAGGAGGCAGCUGAGGCGUACGAUAUCGCGGCAAUCAAGUUCCGAGGCGUGAAUGCGGUGACCAACUUUGAGAUGAGCCGGUAUGAUGUCGAAGCCAUUGCCAAGAGUUCUCUUCCCAUUGGUGGGGCAGCUAAGCGCCCAAAGCAUUCCCCUGAACUGGAACAAAAACCAAUAGUAAACCGCGAGCAACAACAAUCCCGGUGCAGCUCCAACGGUCACGGUGUAAGUUUCACUCCCAUACAGCAGGUUUCUGACGUUCCUUGUGGAAUAACUUACGACUCUGCAGCAGCAACAGCAACAUUUUACCAACAGAAUCUGUACCAUCAACUUGAGACCACCAGAGUUGGCAUCUCUGAACCCCUCAGUUUGUCGUCAACAAUGGCAACACCUACGACGGUCACGUCGCAUCCGGCAGCUGAGUUCUUCUUAUGGCCUCACCGGUCUUAUUAAAAAAUGAGCCGAGCAGUUUUAACAGCA